Messenger RNA from Medicago truncatula (barrel medic), 1189 nucleotides. RefSeq names its product BTB/POZ domain-containing protein At3g56230. Gene Ontology annotation, molecular function: protein binding. Lineage: Eukaryota; Viridiplantae; Streptophyta; Magnoliopsida; Fabales; Fabaceae. The transcript has 3 exons. Bases 216 to 1037 code for a protein of 273 amino acids. The record is from RefSeq and is a predicted model, not a curated record.
GGCAUGAGCCUGGAAUCAUUUCUAAUAGGGUCAAAAUGAACAUAUAUUAUGUAAUAUAAAGGUAGAUGACAACUAUUUAUAUACCUUUUGUCAACACCAAAAAAACUAUUUAUAUAUACCAAGUUCAGAAAAAUUAUAUACAUACUAUCUCCUUCAUUUCCCUCUUCAUUGUUGUGUAAUAAGAAAGCAUAGGAGAGAAAUUCUAAGAAGCAAAAAUGGAUUGUUGUGUGUGCACAACUAUGCCAUUAAUAUUAAGGCCUCCAAGGAAUACAAUAUGUGGGGCAUGUUAUGAAGGAGUUAGGAGCAUAAUCAACAUGAUGAAUGGUCUUGAAACUGAGAAAGCAAAAACAAUCACUACUCCGAAUGAUUCUCCUGUUUCGCGGCGAAAUUCGAGUAAGACACUUGAUGAUUGUGUAAGAUGGUGUUCUGAGCAAAUAGACCAAUUUAAUCAACAAAAACAAGAUUUGGCUUAUCUCAGAGGUUUUGCUGCUGCCUUCAAAGAACAAAUUCACACAGAUAUAUUGAUAAGUCCAGGCAAUCAUGGUCCACCUAUACCUGCACAUAAAUCCGUUUUGGCUGCAAGAUCAGAAAUUUUCAAGAAUAUGCUAGAGAUUGAUGAAUGUAAAGCUGCACCAACUUGUAACACAAUAACUAUACCUGACCUAAACCAUGAAGAACUAGAAUCUCUCCUAGAGUUUCUCUACAGUGGUACAUUACCUUUGGAAAAAUUGGAGAAACAUGUGUAUGCCUUGUCACAAGCAGCUGAUAAGUAUAUUAUCCCACAUUUGCUGAAAUACUGUGAAAGAUACUUGUUCAGCUCACUUAGUACUUCUAAUGCAUUUGAGACACUAGAAAUUGCUGAUACUUGUUCAAACCAAGAUUUGAAGGAGACAACCUUUAAUUUCUUAGUUAAAAAUAUUGGGCUUAUGGUUACUUCUCCUAAAUUUGAAGCUUUUGUGCAUAGGAGUCCACAUUUAACUGUGCAAUUAGUUUCAAGAGCAUUUGUGAAUGGUUCCAAAUUAUCAAUUUCUCUAUAAGUGGAAGAGGCACAGUUGUUUUUAUUUUUAAUUUCAUUUUUUUUUUAUUAUGUAUCUAUUGAAAUGAUAUUUUGUGAAGCAGAAUAAUAUAAUUCAUUCAUUGUUCUCACCAAAGCUAUUCGUUUAAUGUUGGUCUCUGGUUAAUUUGUAAA